CGAGGUGGGCCUUGCCCUUACCGUCAGGACUGGCCAUUUGCAGCCGCAGCAGCAGUAGUAGACGCAGCAGGGGCAGCUGUAGUAGACGCCAACCUUGCCCCCUCGUUGCCAAAAUGUCUCUUUCCACCAAGCUGACCUUGGACAAGGUGGACGUGAAGGGGAAGAGGGUCGUUAUGAGGGUCGACUUCAACGUUCCCAUGAAGAACAACCAGAUAACCAACAACCAGAGGGUGAAGGCGGCCGUCCCCAGCAUCAAGCACUGCCUGGAUCACGGGGCCAAGUCUGUCGUCCUCAUGAGCCACCUGGGCCGCCCGGACGGCGUCCCCAUGCCGGACAAAUACUCCCUGGGGCCCGUGGCCGUGGAGCUCAAGGCCUUGUUGGGCAGGGAUGUGCUGUUCCUCAAGGACUGCGUGGGGCCCGAGGUGGAGAAGGCCUGCGCCGACCCCCCGGCCGGCUCCGUCAUCCUGCUGGAGAACCUGCGGUUCCACGUGGAAGAGGAAGGGAAGGGCAAGGAUGCGGCCGGGAACAAGGUCAAGGCUGACGCAGCCAAGGUGGAGGCCUUCCGAGCCUCCCUGUCCAAGCUGGGAGAUGUCUAUGUCAACGACGCCUUCGGCACUGCCCACCGUGCUCACAGCUCCAUGGUCGGGGUGAACCUCCCGCAGAAGGCAGCCGGCUUCCUGAUGAAGAAGGAGCUGGAUUACUUCGCCAAGGCCCUGGAGAGUCCCGUGAGGCCAUUCCUGGCCAUCCUCGGCGGGGCCAAGGUGGCGGAUAAGAUCCAGCUGAUCAACAACAUGCUAGACCAAGUCAACGAGAUGAUCAUUGGGGGCGGCAUGGCCUUCACCUUCCUCAAAGUGCUCAACAACAUGGAGAUCGGCACCUCCCUCUUCGACGAGGAAGGCGCCAAGAUCGUCAAAGACCUCAUGGCCAAGGCGGAGAAGAACGGCGUGAAGAUCACGCUGCCCGUCGACUUCGUCACGGCGGACAAGUUUGACGAGCACGCGCAGACCGGCCAGGCCACGCUGGCCUCCGGCAUUCCCGCCCCGUGGAUGGGCUUGGACUGCGGGCCGGAGAGCAGCAAGCGGUACGCGGAGGCCGUGGGCCGGGCCAAGCAGAUCGUGUGGAACGGGCCCGUGGGGGUCUUCGAGUGGGAGCCCUUCGCCCGCGGCACCAAGGCCCUCAUGGACGACGUGGUGGAGGCCACCGCCAAGGGCUGCAUCACCAUCAUAGGGGGUGGGGACACCGCCACGUGCUGUGCCAAGUGGAAGACGGAGGACAAAGUCAGCCACGUCAGCACCGGAGGCGGUGCCAGCCUGGAGCUCCUUGAGGGGAAAGUCCUCCCGGGAGUCGCCGCCCUGAGCAGCGCGUGAAGGGCAGCGUCUCCCACCCGCCAGCGUUCGCCAAUCCUCCCUCCCCGACAGCGUGGCGCUUCUCGUUUCCCGCCGUGGCAGUAGCGGCAUCAGCCCGUUCCCCGCCCCGGGGCAUCUACUCCAUCGCCAUGGACGUAUUUAUAUCCUGCCCUCCCCAGAGCCGGCCCGCGCUAAAAUAAACCUCCCUGAAAAGCG
Messenger RNA from Tachyglossus aculeatus (Australian echidna), 1562 nucleotides. It is a transcript of the gene PGK1, whose product is annotated as phosphoglycerate kinase 1. Gene Ontology annotation, biological process: gluconeogenesis; glycolytic process. Gene Ontology annotation, cellular component: cytosol. The transcript is spliced from 11 exons. Bases 114 to 1367 code for a protein of 417 amino acids. NCBI's taxonomy places the organism in Eukaryota, Metazoa, Chordata, Mammalia, Monotremata, Tachyglossidae. Gene Ontology annotation, molecular function: phosphoglycerate kinase activity; ATP binding; ADP binding. The record is from RefSeq and is a predicted model, not a curated record.